This is a messenger RNA of Strongylus vulgaris, 426 nucleotides long. The record is from the annotation of a GenBank genome assembly. NCBI's taxonomy places the organism in Eukaryota, Metazoa, Nematoda, Chromadorea, Rhabditida, Strongylidae.
AUGGCAGUGUUUAAAAAGCUCAAAAAGAGCAAGGAUAAAGGGGUGCCGUUGCCGGAACCAGAGCCAGUUAAACAGCUUGACAAACGAGUAGGAAUGGAUACAUAUAGGGACUUUUUCACGUUAAAAAAUUACUGGAAAGCAAUCGACCGGAAACGGCAGGAUUCAGCUCAGUUGCUCUUUAGCAGGUACUUGAAUCAAAACCCUGAAAACGCGAAACUUUAUCCAAAGCUGAAGAAUAUCGAUGGGGCCACCGUCGAUAUGACAUGCAGCGAUUCCGGUUUUGAAAAUAUGUCUGCUUUGUAUCUAAAGGUGUUUGACGAAAUCAUAAGCAGCAUCGAGGAGAAGCCUGGAGACGUUCAACAUGCUUGUGAUCGAUUAAAAUCAGUUGGAAAAAUGCACAAGACGAAGGUAAACGAAAAGUUUUUU